Rotaria sordida is the source of this 702-nucleotide messenger RNA. Lineage: Eukaryota; Metazoa; Rotifera; Eurotatoria; Philodinida; Philodinidae. The record is from the annotation of a GenBank genome assembly.
AUGACUCGUAUGCCGAUAACAUUUGAAGAUGAAACUGAUAACCAUGAAGAAUGGAUUUCCAUAGGUGAAGAUAAUGAUAACACAUGGAUUUUAUAUGAUGACAAUAAUGGUGAAGACGAAGAUAAUCAGUUAACUUCUCAUCAUCAAGAGCCAGAAGAAUUCAAAGAUCUUGACUGGAAUGAUGUACCCAAUUUUAUUUGUCAGCUGAACUAUAAUCAUUUAAAAGGAUAUGAACGCCAUCAGGAAAAUAUUCCAGUUCGACCGAUCUUCGUCUGUAAUAAUGGGCCUACAAUAAACAUAGUCCGUUAUAUAACUCCACUUCUAUGGUCAAUCUUUGAUCGAGCAACUAAUUGCAAACGAUUUUCAAAUGGUGCUAUUGAUGUUAUCCAUGCUAUCGAACAUGAUGCUCAUAUGGAUCACUUUCAAUCUCCAAUUCUUUUUGUCACAUUCAAUUUAGAUGAUUUGAUCAACAUUUUUCCUCAUGAUGAAACCAUAAUUGCCUUAAACUAUUUACUUCGAGAACAGUUACCAGAUCAGAGAAUAGCUGGUCUUACCGUUGAUACUAUCCUACAAUUAGUACAGCUUGUUUUAAAAACUCAAUUCUAUGUUUAUAAUGCUGCAUUGUAUCAACAAAUUCAUGGUGAUGCUUCUGGUUUACCAUUAACUAUAUUCUUGGCUUAUACUUAUUUAUUUUUUGGAUAA